Messenger RNA from Amaranthus tricolor (Joseph's coat), 918 nucleotides. Its product is annotated as actin-depolymerizing factor 5-like. Gene Ontology annotation, biological process: actin filament bundle assembly; actin filament depolymerization. Lineage: Eukaryota; Viridiplantae; Streptophyta; Magnoliopsida; Caryophyllales; Amaranthaceae. The coding region runs from base 163 to 594 and encodes 143 amino acids. The record is from RefSeq and is a predicted model, not a curated record. Gene Ontology annotation, cellular component: actin cytoskeleton; cytoplasm. Gene Ontology annotation, molecular function: actin filament binding. The transcript has 3 exons.
AAAAACCCUAGUACAUAACUACAUAUAUAUGUAAUAAAAUCCCCUACCUUCUUGCCACAUCAUUACCAUUUUAGUCUAUUCACCAAAUUCUCACUUCAAAACCCAUCAUUCGUUUACACACCCAUACGCAAACUCUCAACUCACACCCACUGACCAUCAACAAUGGCUAUGGCGUUCAAGAUGGCGACAACAGGGAUGCAAGUAACAGAGGAAUGCAAGACUUCAUUCAUGGAGAUGAAAUGGAAGAAAGUUCAUCGAUACAUCGUUUUUAAGAUCGAUGAAAAGUCCGGAGGAUUCACCGUCGAUAAAGUCGGUGCUGCCGGUGAAGGUUACGACGACCUUGCUGCUUCACUUCCUGACGAUGAUUGUCGCUAUGCUGUUUUUGAUUUUGAUUUUGUUACGGUCGAUAAUUGUCGUAAGAGCAAGAUCUUCUUCAUCGCUUGGGCACCCUCAGCAUCAAGGAUUAGAGCAAAAAUGUUAUAUGCAACAUCAAAGGAUGGAAUUAGGAGGGCUUUAGAUGGAAUUCAUUAUGAACUGCAAGCAACUGAACCUAGUGAGAUGGGAUUUGAUAUCAUCCAAGACCGUGCCAAAUGAUUCUAUUGUAUCUGAAUAUUGUGUUUUAAUCUUAACUAGUGCUAAUUUAACAGCCCCUCAAAUCAAAUCUCAAAUUUUAUAAUUUAUGCCUUUCGAGUUCGAUCAAAGCUACAUAGGGAGGAGCUCUAAUUUGCGUGUUUGUUUUUCUCGCUCUACUCCUUAAUUUGAUCAGUAAUUCUAUAUUGGGUUCAAAUUAAGUUUUUUUUUUUUUUAUUUAGGUUAGAUUGUCCCCUUUAUUUUGUGCAAUCUUUGCCCUUGUUUUUCCAUAUCUUUUUUUAAUACAUGGAAUGAAUUGUUUGGUUAUGUAACUUGUAUGUUAAUCUU